Cicer arietinum (chickpea) is the source of this 2182-nucleotide messenger RNA. RefSeq names its product receptor-like cytosolic serine/threonine-protein kinase RBK2. NCBI's taxonomy places the organism in Eukaryota, Viridiplantae, Streptophyta, Magnoliopsida, Fabales, Fabaceae. Gene Ontology annotation, biological process: protein phosphorylation. Gene Ontology annotation, molecular function: protein kinase activity; ATP binding. The record is from RefSeq and is a predicted model, not a curated record.
GAAGCACUAGGAGGGCAAGAUUGAAAAGGGCAAUGAUAGUUGUUUGUUGAAGCCACCCUCUGAUCUCUCUCAUGCUCUGUUUGUUGAAUUGAAAAAACAAUAUCCCUCUCUGUUAUUCAAUCUUUUUUCAUAUUCUCUUUCUCCUUUACCUCUCUUCAAACAAUGGUUUUUCUCUUUUCAUUUCCCUUUCCCUUAUCCUUUCCUAUUCUUUGAUUCUUACACUUCCUCAACCUCUCCUUUUCCGUUUUCAUAAUCAUUUUUUCACUCCAAAACCGUUUCAACUUCCAUAUUCCAAUCUUUUCUUCUCUCUUCCUUCAUUUUUCCUUUUCACAUUCAUGCCUCUCUCUUAAUUUAUAUAUUUUCUUUGCAACAACGAACAAACCUUUUUAGAAAAAUAAAAUCAAUUCAGCUUUUCUUAAGCUAUACAUAAUUUAUCAUUCAUCAUGAAAUUUCUUACUUUCUUGGUGGAUUUGUAGUAGCAUCUUUACUUUUACAAUAGAAUUUAAUAAAAUGAAGGAAAAAGUGGAUUCUGAUUCACCUAUUACAGUUCUUGAGGACUAUUUCAAGAGUUCAGAUUCAGAAACAAGUUCUUCCAAAGAACCUACGGUGGAUUCUGAGUCUCAUGAUGAAAUUUCAAAACCUGCUUCAAGGUGGCAUUCAUUUCUUCAAUUGUUGAAAACAAGAUCAAAGAAACAGGUACCUGCAUUGCAUCCUCUUAAUGGACAAAUUUCAAGAAGAAUGAGCAGAAGCAUGAGAGAGAGUGUUCUUCCAAGUUGUCUCAAUCUCACAAAUGCAACUUCAACCCCUUGUAGAUCACCAUGGAAGAUCUUUACUCAUCAUGAUAUACAAGUUGCAACCAAUUCUUUUAGCCAAGAAAAUUUGAUUGGAAAAGGUGGUUAUGCUGAAGUUUACAAAGGGUGUUUGCCUAAUAAUCAAUUAGUAGCAAUCAAAAGGCUAACAAGAGGAACUGCUGAUGAAAUCAUAGGAGAUUUUUUAUCAGAACUUGGUGUAAUGGCGCAUGUAAACCAUCCCAAUACUGCUAAGCUUGUUGGCUAUGGAGUGGAUGGUGGAAUGUAUCUUGUUCUUGAAUUGUCAGAAAAAGGAAGUCUAGCUUCAGUGCUAUAUGGUUCCAAGGAGAAACUACCAUGGUGUAUUAGGCAAAAAAUUGCAUUAGGAACAGCCAAGGGUAUAUUAUAUCUUCAUGAGGGUUGUCAAAAAAGAUUUAUCCAUAGAGAUAUAAAGGCUGCAAAUAUAUUGCUCACGGAGGAUUUUGAGCCUCAGAUUUGUGAUUUCGGGUUAGCAAAAUGGCUGCCAGAGAAUUGGACUCACCAUAACGUUUCAAAAUUUGAAGGAACUUUUGGCUACCUUGCUCCUGAGUACUUGCUUCAUGGCAUAGUAGACGAGAAAACAGAUGUAUUUGCCUUUGGUGUAUUACUAUUAGAAUUAGUUAGUGGACGAAGAGCACUUGAUUAUUCACAACAAAGCCUUGUUUUGUGGGCAAAACCAUUGUUGAAAAAGAAUGAUAUUAUGGAGCUGAUAGAUCAUUCACUAGCAGGUGAAUUUGACUCUAGGCAGAUGAACCUUAUGCUUUUGACAGCGUCUUUAUGCAUACAACAGUCCUCCAUUCGCCGACCCUCUAUAAGACAGGUUGUGCAGCUUCUGAAUGGAAACCUUAGCUGCUUCAAGGACAUGAAGAAAAUCCGAUUGCCAUUCUUUCGAAAAGUCUUUCGAGAAGAGCUCAUUGAUUCUGAAUAGAAAAUGGAACAUAAAUCACAUGAUUAUCAGCAACUGUGCUAAGAAGAAGGUUGUGAUUAAUGAAUGAGUUUCUGCAGCUAGAAAUUGGCUCAUCAAUCACAAUUUUAGCACUUUGGAAUACCCAAAAGAAGCUUAUUCCGGUGUACAUACAUAGAAAUUUUUUUCCACGGUAAUUAGUAGGAAAUCAAAUACUUAGUUAUAUAGAAAGAAAGAAAGAAAUAUUGUGCAUUAUCAAAAAGAGUCUUAACUCACUUGCUAUCUCUCUUCAUCUUUAAAGAUGGACCAGGAAUUUUUUUUCUAUUAGAUUACAAGGGAUAAAUUUUUUCUUAUUAAAUCUAAUAGCAUUCACAUAGCUUUCCACCGUAAAAAACUACAAAACCCAAACAAUUUUAAGAUUUGGAGCUUUUAUUGUGCCGAUUUCUAUCCU